GGGGCGGGGGGUUAGUUGGCACUGAGAAAAAUGAGUGUGUAACAGCAAAGAGAGGUCUGUUGGAAUAGUUGGCAAAGUGUGUCAGUAAAAAAAGGUACCAUGUCAAAGAAGCAAGCAAGCUUGGUCUUGAAGGGAAGCACCUCUCCAAAGACUCAAUUCCUCUGAGAGGGAAAAAAAAAUAAAAUAUGGCGAAGAUUCAAAGUAAAUAAUAUUAUAAUCCAAGAUUAGAGUGAGAGAAAUUACAGGAGUGAAGUGUGGAAGCAGUGGGAAGGGAAAAGUGAUUAGGUUCUGUAAUAAUUCACCUACAACUGAAGAGCAGUUGGCAGUAGUUUUGUCUUUUAAAACCUUACAUGUCACUCCAUGGCCGAGGCAGGUAUGCAAAGUCUCUUCUCUCUGUCAAUCUCUCCUCUCUGUCUCUAGCCUAAGAGCUCACUAGAUUGUCUAUGAUCUGUUAAAUUUGAUAUUUGAUACUUUCUCUGCCCGUUUAAGCAAGUACCCAAGUGGUGAAUUUGGCUUCUCUUGUCGAAUUUUAACAGAGCAUUCGAUGCUCUUGAAGGUACAAUCAAAUGCCCAAUUCGGGGUUCAGUGCUAAAACACUGCCCCAUUUCAGUUAGUGCACAAUUAUAGCAAAAAUUUGAUGCUUUUUGUUCUUCUUUUGGUACUCAUCCGAGAAUCUGUCAAAAGGGUUUCUGCAACUCCUGGUCUAGUGGUUCUUGGGUUUGUUGGGCCUUUUGAUUUCGAAACUUGAAGAACUGGUCAUUUCUUCAUUUGGAUUUCACUGGGCACUACUUCAAAUACCAGAUUUUUCAUUGCUUGAAACUUGAAGUGAUCCUUCUCAAUCAAGUCUUUCUUGAAAAGAUCCAAGCUUGCUUAAAUCAAUCACAUUGAUUUCUUUUUUGGCAAACGCAAUGAUGACUGAUUGAGUGGAGGACAUGAAAAAUUCAGUUCUCCCAAUUCCCAUAAACAAAAGAGGAAAAGGGAAUCUGCUUUCUUUUCGCUAGUCUGUUGAGCUGUUAAUUAGCCGAUGCCAUCGUUUGUCUAAGUCUACUUUAUGCUCUGAAAGGUUCACUUUCCUGUCUGUGGGAAGCAUUUUCCUUUUUCCUUAGAAUUCGAUAGACUCGAUCCUAGGGUUUUCGAAAGGAAGAGGUAAUUUGCUGGUGCCGUUUAGAUUUUAUGCCUGAUAGAUUUGGAUUGGUCCUUUUACUUUGUGUCUAUAGGAUGCUGCAAUAAGAGGCUUCUUUUGCUUUACACCCUAUGAGUUCUAUAAAGCUGCCAAGGUUUCUCGUUCCUUGUUGAGUCCUGCAAGAUAUCACCGGUCAAUUUUGGUCAAACCCACUUUACCUUUAGUUUUAUAGUUUCAUUUGUUUUAGUCCUGGUCUGAAGCAACUGUUUUGAUCGGGGUUUCACUUGCUUAGGAUACAAGUGAGUUUCCUAUUUCUGUCGGUGUAGCUUCUUAAUUUAGGAGAUGGAUGGUCAUGAAAAUGAGGGUAUCCUCCAAUGUCCAUCUUCAGGAAUGAGCACAAACCCACUGCCUGAAAAGGUUUCGGGAAUGAUUAUGAACUCUGUCUCUAUGUAUAAACAUUCAAAUGGAGCUGAUCCUUUCUUUAGUUCUGGUUGGGAUCCACUCGUUUCAUUGAGCCACAAUGAGAAUUUUGGGGGUUCUUCCAUGGUUUCUCACAGAGAAUUUGCCAGUACUCCCUACCCUAUUGUUCUGGAAAAUCAGGGAAUUAGUGGCACAUCCCACCUGGUACAGUAUCCAUCCAGUUCCACCUAUGUUGAACUUGUGCCAAAGCUUCCGUGCCUUGGAAGUGGCAGCUUCUCAGAUAUGGUUAAUUCCUUUGGCCUUCCCGAGUGUAGCCAGAUUGUUAAUUCUGAGUGUCCUCAGAAUUAUGCCUCAAGCAAAGAGGAUGGCACUGGACGAACUUCAACAAAUGGUGCACUGUCUCAGGAUGAUCGCCAAAUGUCAGGAGAGGGUGCUGUAGGAUCUUCACCUAAUGCAAAGAGAAGGAAACGAGUGUCUGAUUAUAACAAUUCGCCAGUCAGCCCGCGACAGAAUGCUGCAGGGGAGACGGAGAAGGAUCUGUCUGGUCAGAGCUCCGAUGUUCAAAAAGAAUCAGAUGAGAAGAAACCUAAAACUGAACAAAACCCAGGUUCAAAUUUUCGUGGUAAACAAACGGGAAAACAAGGUAAAAAUGCUUCCAGUGCAGAUGGUUUUAAAGAAAAUUAUAUUCAUGUUAGAGCACGAAGGGGCCAGGCCACAAACAGUCAUAGCCUUGCCGAAAGGGUCAGAAGAGAAAAGAUUAGUGAGAGGAUGAGAUUGCUUCAAGAACUUGUACCCGGAUGCAAUAAGAUUACUGGGAAGGCAGUAAUGCUUGACGAGAUUAUCAACUACGUGCAGUCGCUACAACAACAAGUUGAGUUUUUGUCAAUGAAACUCGCCACUGUCAAUCCAGAACAGAACGUUGAUAUAGAACAGAUUCUGUCAAAAGAUAUAAUUAAUUCACGGAGUGGCACCGGAGCUAUUCUCGGAUUUGGUCCUGGAACAAGCUCCUCUCAUCGUUUUCAUCGUGGAACAUUUCAAGGGACCUUGCCAAGUAUCUCCAGUACAACUUCAAAAUAUCCUUUGUUGCCGCAGACUGUCUUAGACAAUGAGCUCCAUGGUCUUUUCCAAGUGGGAUUUGAUUCUUGUCCAGCUGUUGACAAUUUGGGAUCAAAUGGGCACUUUAAACCAGAGCUUUAAUGAUUGGAAGAGAGCAGUGUUGAUUUCCUCCUAACAAGAUAUAAAAUAUAUCAAGUUGACUGCAAAUUUAACUCGAUUACAAAAGGGGAAAGAAAUAGGUCAAAGAAUAAACAGUUGUAUGCUUGUUCUUCUAAUUUUUUGCAGAAGAAGAUGACCUGUUAGAAUUAGAAACCAUGUAUAUUCGGACAAGAAAAACAAUGAGACUAUGGUUGGUGAAGAUUAUUGUUUCUAAUUGUUUCUGUAUAUAAGAGCCAUUAUGUGUGAA
This is a messenger RNA of Juglans microcarpa x Juglans regia, 3005 nucleotides long. RefSeq names its product transcription factor bHLH74-like. Gene Ontology annotation, cellular component: nucleus. Bases 1466 to 2740 code for a protein of 424 amino acids. Lineage: Eukaryota; Viridiplantae; Streptophyta; Magnoliopsida; Fagales; Juglandaceae. Gene Ontology annotation, biological process: regulation of DNA-templated transcription. The transcript has 8 exons. The record is from RefSeq and is a predicted model, not a curated record. Gene Ontology annotation, molecular function: protein dimerization activity; DNA-binding transcription factor activity.